UAUAAAACAAGGACAAUAAUAAAAUAAAAAAGACAAGGAUAGGUAUAUGGACCCAACAACCAGCGCGAGGUACAUAUAAUACUUUCUAUAUGGUAAGUUUAGGUUGAGGUAGUAUUUCCACUUGGUUCCUUAGGCCUGUUCCCCCAUACUUUCCCUUUCUGGGUGACUACCUGAUUGAGCUGCAAAGCACGGUUUGGCUGCGUCUUUGCCUUUUUCAGUCACUGCUUUCUCACUCUCGGUCUUUUUUUACUUUUACUUUUUUUUUCUAUUUCUAUAUCCUCUCCUCUCCUCCCACCUCUUCAACUUCUCUUUCCUACUUCAACCACUCUCUUCCCCUCCGUUUUCAUACAUCUAUAUUUCCUACCUUCAUUGUGGUACACCCUCUACUUACCUCCACUUCCAAACACUUCUACUACCUACAUAUCACCUGUUACUGCAUUGGGAAGAUUGCUAUUGCCUACCCUGAUCAAAUAUGGCCCCUCUUUCGGACCAGGCCAUAAACAGGGACGAGAAGCUCCACGAGUCGGGGGCUUCUUCUUCGUCUCAGGCCGACGGAGGAUUCGACCUCGGUGAAAAAGAGGCUGAGCCACCCCUGCACAAACCCCAGCUGGGUUUGGCAAAUGACCCUGCGGCUGCUGGAACUACCUUCCAUCAGCUGGAAAACACCGCCUUGGACGGGGGGAAGAUUGAGUUGACAGAAGAAGAUUGCUACGAUCAGCUAGGCUACUCUUUCCCAAGUUGGAGAAAAUGGAUGAUCAUCUCAGUGAUCUUUCUUGUCCAGGUUUCCAUGAAUUUCAACACCAGUUUGUAUUCCAAUGCGCUUGGUGGCAUUUCGGAGGAAUUUGGCGUUAGUAUGCAGGCUGCUCGUUGUGGAGCGAUGAUCUUCCUUGUGCUCUAUGCGUUUGGUUGCGAGCUGUGGGCUCCGUGGAGCGAGGAACUGGGUCGCAAACCGAUUCUCCAGGCGAGUUUGUUCCUGGUUAAUAUUUGGCAACUGCCUGUUGCCCUCGCCCCUAAUUUCGCCUCUAUCAUGGUUGGCCGUGCGCUAGGUGGUCUCAGCUCCGCUGGAGGGUCGGUCACUCUCGGUAUGAUUGCAGAUUUGUGGGAAGCCGAUGACCAGCAAUACGCUGUAGCCUGUGUGGUCUUCUCCUCGGUUGGUGGAUCGGUACUUGGACCAGUUGUGGGUGGCUUUGUUGAAGCAUACCUGCCAUGGCGCUGGAACAUCUGGAUCCAGCUCAUCUUUGGAGGAUUUGUCCAGAUUGCCCAUUUUUUCCUCGUACCCGAGACCCGGACGACUAUUCUGAUGGACAGGAUUGCCAAGAAGAAGAGAGAGAGCGGCGAAAAUCCUAAUAUCUAUGGACCAAACGAGCUCAUCCCCUACAAGGAGCGUUUCUCCAUGAGAGAGAUUCUGAUCACCUGGGUCCGUCCGUUCAAGAUGUUCUUGACUGAGCCGAUCGUCCUCUGUCUCUCUCUUUUGAGUGGUUUCAGUGAUGCCCUGAUCUUCAUGUUCAUUCAAUCAUUCGGUCUUGUGUAUGCGCAAUGGAACUUCAGCACCGUAGCUUUGGGUCUCUCGUUCCUUCCGAUUCUCGUGGGUUAUUUCAUCGCGUGGGCUUCCUUUGUCCCUGCGAUCCGGAGAAAUGUUUACGAACGGCGGAUGCGGCCAGAUGACGAGCAUACCCAAUACGAAUCCCGGCUUUGGUGGCUGUUGUAUACUGCGCCGUGCCUGCCCAUUGGUUUGAUUGGCUUCGCAUGGACCAGUCUGCCGCAGACACACUGGAUUGGAACUAUGGUUUUCUCGGCGAUCGUCGGUAUUGCUAACUAUAGUAUCUACAUGGCUACUAUCGACUACAUGGUCUGCGCAUACGGUCCGUACUCGGCCUCUGCGACGGGUGGAAAUGGAUGGGCGAGAGACUUUCUCGCUGGUGUCCUUACCAUCCCUGCUACUCCAUUUUACCAGAAUAUUGGCGGAAAGUACCAUCUGGAGUACGCGUCUACGAUUCUAUUCUGUAUCUCAUUCGUGCUUGUGAUUGCAGUAUAUGUGAUCUAUUGGUACGGACCGACACUGCGCAAGCGCUCGCCCUUUGCCCAGCAAUUGUCCGAUGCCCGCGUCGAGCUGCAAACCCACGGGCGCCGGCUUUCUAAGAUCCCCUCUGGGUCCCGGGCGAACUCCUUUGCUCGGUCCCAGCAGAACUUGCGCAUCCGUCAAAAUCUUGGGAGCCGUCAGGGAAGCUACAUUGGAUCCCGCCCUGCUUCGCAUGCUAACUCCCGUGUGAAUUCACGCGUCAACUCCCGCCGGAACAGUGUGAAUCAAUAGAUGAGCACGUCUCGACAUCUCUGCAACAUUGGCCUGGGGCCGAUUGAGUUGUAUGAUGACGAUGUUACGGAAACGAUUGACGAAGGUUACUUUCCGCCAUUGGCCGACAUGCAGUGACUCUUGUCUUGGUUACGUCCAGGGUCCUUUUGUGGAAUGGCAAG
This is a messenger RNA of Aspergillus caelatus, 2472 nucleotides long. RefSeq names its product putative MFS multidrug transporter. Gene Ontology annotation, molecular function: transmembrane transporter activity. The transcript has 3 exons. The coding region runs from base 473 to 2311 and encodes 612 amino acids. Gene Ontology annotation, biological process: transmembrane transport. The record is from RefSeq and is a predicted model, not a curated record. NCBI's taxonomy places the organism in Eukaryota, Fungi, Ascomycota, Eurotiomycetes, Eurotiales, Aspergillaceae.